This is a messenger RNA of Seriola dumerili (greater amberjack), 2630 nucleotides long. RefSeq names its product ELAV like RNA binding protein 4 (gene elavl4). Gene Ontology annotation, molecular function: RNA binding. The transcript is spliced from 9 exons. The record is from RefSeq and is a predicted model, not a curated record. The coding region runs from base 459 to 1841 and encodes 460 amino acids. Gene Ontology annotation, cellular component: ribonucleoprotein complex. Lineage: Eukaryota; Metazoa; Chordata; Actinopteri; Carangiformes; Carangidae.
AGCGUAUUGUGUGAGCCAGUGUGUGGGGGACAGAUAAGGGAGCCAGCCAGCCCGCCAGCUCGACCCACCAACCCACCGACUGCCUGACUGCCUGUUUUAAUGUGCUGACUCUUGGGAGAUUUAAAAAAGAGAAAAAAAAAUACAGCAUAUUGACUCCUUAGACGUGUGCGGAGACCCUGGGCACAAACGCCACCACUACAGCCACAGCCAGCAGAGGUGCAUCAACAGACAGGGGAGAGAGAGAAAAAUAUAGAGGACUGAAAAAUCAUAACUCCAAAAUCAGAAAAUUAAAGAGGAUUUUUUAUCCCCCUCUUUUUUUCAAUUGAUUUCAUUUUUUCUUUCUUUCUUUUUUGUGUUCCCGGGACUGACUCCCAACCGUAGACAAGAAAAAGGGGAGCAAAGAACUGAAGAGAAUCUGAAAAUAAAAGGACAGAACGAAAAAAGCACCGACUCUGAACAUGUUCGAAAUAAGCCGAACACUCAACGCCGCUUUGUUGAGCAAUGAGCAUCUCAAGAUGAUGGCGAGGUACGGGCAGCUCUCGGGACUAGCAGCCAGUGGCGUGGGCUCCGUCCCCGAGACGCACUCGCCGCUAUUUCCCAGGGAUCUCCUGUCAUCGCCAGCCCAGAUGGGCUACAGGUCACCCCUGGGGUCGACAGAGACACAGUGGCGUCAGGCAGAGCUCCCACAGCUCCAGGGCUGGGCAGAGAAGGGAUUGCUGACACAGCCAAAGAUGAUCAUCAGUAACAUGGAGGCUCCAGUGACAAAUGGCCCCAGCGGAGGAGGCACCACAGCCAACGGGCCGACCACCAACAGCCGCGGCUGCCCCUCGCCCAUGCAGACUGGCCCGACAAACGACGACAGCAAGACCAACCUCAUUGUCAACUACCUGCCCCAGAACAUGACCCAGGAGGAGUUCCGCAGCCUGUUUGGUAGCAUCGGCGAGAUCGAGUCCUGCAAGCUUGUUCGCGACAAGAUCACAGGACAGAGUCUGGGCUACGGCUUUGUCAACUACAUCGAUCCAAAGGACGCAGAGAAAGCCAUCAACACGUUAAAUGGACUCAGACUUCAAACCAAAACGAUCAAGGUGUCAUAUGCGCGACCCAGCUCAGCCUCCAUCCGUGACGCCAACCUUUAUGUGAGCGGCCUGCCCAAGACCAUGACCCAGAAGGAGCUGGAGCAGCUCUUCUCCCAGUACGGACGCAUCAUCACCUCCCGCAUCCUCGUCGACCAGGUCACAGGCCCCGCAGGUGGCUCCCGAGGUGUGGGCUUCAUCCGCUUUGAUAAGAGGAUAGAGGCUGAGGAGGCCAUCAAGGGCCUGAAUGGACAGAAGCCAUCGGGUGCUGCCGAGCCCAUCACAGUCAAGUUCGCCAACAACCCCAGCCAGAAGACCAGCCAAGCCCUUCUGUCACAACUCUACCAGUCCCCCAAUCGCCGAUACCCAGGGCCCCUCCACCACCAGGCUCAGAGGUUCAGGCUGGACAAUUUGCUUAAUAUGGCCUAUGGCGUAAAGAGGUUUUCUCCCAUCACCAUUGACAGCAUGACCAGCCUGGUCGGCAUGAACAUCCCUGGGCACACGGGCACUGGUUGGUGCAUCUUCGUGUACAACCUGUCCCCAGAUUCUGACGAGAGUGUGCUCUGGCAGCUGUUCGGGCCGUUUGGUGCCGUCAACAAUGUCAAGGUGAUCCGUGACUUCAACACCAACAAGUGCAAAGGCUUCGGCUUCGUCACCAUGACGAAUUAUGACGAGGCGGCCAUGGCCAUCGCCAGUCUCAACGGCUACAGGUUGGGUGACCGUGUCUUGCAAGUCUCCUUCAAGACUAACAAGACACACAAGUCCUGAACUUUAACAGGUAGAAGCAGUUGCCCCGCGACUUUGUCUGCUCCAAAAUUGCCCCCAACCUCCCCCCUCACCUCCACCCGUCCCUUAGCCCCUUCAGUCACUACCACUACCACCCUACUACAGCCAUCCAACACAGCAAACUCAAACUCCAACCGGAACACAAAGCAACCGACAAACCAUCAAACAAAUUGAACUAGAAAUGGCUUAUAUUAUAACUUUGGACCUAUAAGCCAAUGUUGCCUAAGUAUUACAAAAAUGAAAUGAUGAAAAUGUUCAUGAGUUUUUGGAAGGUCCUGUGAUAAUGCAGGCUUCUCUUUGUUGUAUAUUCUUUCUGUUUGUUGUGGUUGUUAAAAUGAUUUUUCUCUUCUGUGUAAACAGUAGCAAAUCCCUGUAUCCCCUUAUUUCAGAGAAGAGAAUGUCCUUUUUAGAUUGAAACCUUUUCUCUGUCUUGAUUCAGGAUUUGUUUUCCUUUUGUAAAUCCGGAUCCACUGUCGUUAGUAUUAUAUACCUCCCUGUCGGUGAAAGGGAGGGGGCUCUUUUUUAAAUUGGUGAACCAUUCAUUCAUUUUUAGUGUGUAUUAAAAACUUCCCCUGGUCGAUUAUAGAUGGGAUUCCACAAUCCCAGUAACUCUUAUGUAGAAAAAAAAUGAAUUUCUAACAUUGUUUUUGUUUUGUAUCGCAAACAAAACAUAAUGUCUUUCCUCACAGGGGUUCAGGGAGAUGGGGCGAGGGAGGGGAUGGGUUAGCUUUCCUGAUGACACGUUCAGUAAUUUAAGAAAAAAAAAAAAUA